AUGGUGGGACCUUUUGUAGUCAAUUCAACGGAGACAAUUUAUAAGGAUUUUCAGAAGAUUACAAUUCAAGAAAUUCCUGGUACGGUUCCUCCAGGGGCGCUUCCUCGUUCGAAGGAGGUGCUUCUCUAUUUUGAUCUUAUUGAUAGCUGCAAGCCAGGUGACGAAGUAGAUGUUGUGGAGGAUGAUAUUAGAGAGAUAAAGGAUUUGGCAAAAAAAUCCAAUAUUAAGGAGAUUCUAAUAAACAGUGUGGCUCCUUCUAUAUAUGGCCAUAGGGAUAUCAAAACUUGUAUAUUGUUAAGUAUGCUGUCGGGUGUUCCAAAGGAGAAGUCUGGAAUGAAAAUUAGAGGAGACAUCAACGUUCUGUUAAUGGGAGAUCCUGGAACAGCAAAGAGCCAGUUCCUACGGUUUGUUCAGCAAACCUCUCAUAGAGCUGUUCUCGCUACUGGACAAGGAUCAUCCAGUGUGGGAUUAACAGCAUCUGUUAGGAGAGAUCCUGUUCUAAAAGAAUGGACUUUGGAAGGAGGAGCUUUGGUUCUAGCAGACAGUGGAAUAUGCUGUAUUGAUGAGUUUGAUAAAAUGAAUGAGAAUGAUAGAACUAAUACUAGAAUGGCCAAAUUUAUACUGAAUUCACAUCAAAAGGAUGUAUCCAACAACGAUAAUCAUAAUCCGAAUAAUUUUCAUCCAAAAAUUCCAGAGUUCGAAACAGAAGCGUUUGCAAAGAUGAGAUUGAGCAAUGUUGUUUCUAAGUCAGAUGUUGAUCAAUCUAUUGCAAUCACACUACAGUCAUUUUUAUCAGCUCAGAAAUACUCGAUCACGAAGCAGCUUAAGAAGAAGUUUAGCAAGUAUUUUGAGGAAAAUAAUGAUGAUCUGCUGAUUAUUCAACAAAAUGAAGAUAUUGGCAAGGCAACUAUAACAGUUCCUGUUUCGCUAAGUAAAGCAACAGAGUUAUUUCUUAAGGAAAUAUUGGAUAAAAUAGUAUCAAAUGCUAUUGAAGAAAAUAAGAAGAAAAAGAAAAAAACAGUUGAUGGUGAUACUGAUAAGGUUGAUUCAAAGAAGAGUGAUGGAUCUGUUUUUGACAAUUCUAUUUCCAAUGGCAAGAAAAAAGAUAAUUGUAGCAAUAUACCGUCAAAAAACAAUACCCAAUCAGAGGUUCCAAAUCCUCAGUCAAAGAAUAAAAUUAUUGUGAAGAGCAUGGAAGAAAUAUUUGAGAUGGAGAAAUAUAAGUUUUUAAAGGAGCUGAUCAAAGAAGAUAGUGACAUCUGA
Messenger RNA from Medioppia subpectinata, 1263 nucleotides. The record is from the annotation of a GenBank genome assembly. NCBI's taxonomy places the organism in Eukaryota, Metazoa, Arthropoda, Arachnida, Sarcoptiformes, Oppiidae.